CUAAAAGCAAUGCCUCCGCAACUAGGUCGGUUGACAAAUCUGCAAUCUUUGCCUAAUUUUGUGGUGGGUAAAGGUAGUGAUGAAUCAGGGAUAAGAGAGAUAGGAUCCCUAUCCCAUCUCCGAGGGACAUUAUCGCUCUCAAGGUUGGAGAAUGUGAUCGAUGCUGAGGAUGCACGGAAGGCCGACUUAAAAUCCAAGGAGAGAGUAGAUGAAUUGGUGCUAGAAUGGUCGGAUAACACACAAGAAACGCAAUUAGGCGUGCUUGACAGAUUAGAACCUCAUAGAAAGCUUGAAAAACUCAUCAUCAGGGGUUAUGCUGGAUUAGAAUUUUCAACAUGGAUUGGAGAUCGUUUAUUCUCCACUAUGGUGCAUGUACGCUUAGACAAAUGUAAAAAUUGUCAAAUCUUGCCACCACUUGGGCAACUGCCUUUGCUCAAAGAACUUUAUAUUACAGGAAUGGCUGCAGUGAAAAGUGUCGGUCCUGAGUUUUAUGGAGAGAGUAGCUUGCCUUUUCCAGUACUGGAGACUCUUGAGUUUUCAGAUAUGCACAACUGGAAGAAAUGGCUUCCUUUCGAACAAGAUCAGGUUUUCCCUUGCUUGAAAUUGCUUUCAAUCAGAAAUUGUCCUCAAUUGGAGGGUAAGGUGCCCGAGAACCUUGAUUCAUUAGAAACACUUAAAAUUAUUAAAUGCGAGGAAUUGGUGAUUUCAAUUUCCAACUAUAAACAAAUUGGUGCAUUAGACAUCGACGGUUGCAAAGCGGUGGUGAAGACAAGUGGCGUUGAGUUUGAGUUAUUAGAGUCCUUGAAACUUUCAAAUAUUUCAGAGGUGAGGUUCCAAACAGGGGAAUUCACCAAAGGAUUAAGGAAGGUUGCAAAUUUGAGGAUUGGCGGAUGUGAGGAGCUGACAUCUUCACUGAAGAAUGAGGAUAGAGUAUUGCAACACUUGAUUUCUCUUGAUUCUUUGGUUAUUGAAGGAAACUCUUCCCUCCUUGAAAAGCUGGGAAAAGAAGCAGAGGAGUUGCUGCAAUUGCAAAUAUUGACUUGCAAGCUUAAAUAUCUGGAAUUAAACAAGUGUGCAAGUCUUUCGAAGGUACCAGAAGGGUUGCAUCACCUAACGGCUCUUCAAGACCUUGAAAUAGUUGGAUGCUCAAGUCUGGUUUCUUUUCCAGAUGUUGGUCUGCCUCCUUCCCUUGAAGUCAUAAGGAUUGAGGAGUGUGAUUCGUUGCUGUAUUUCGCAAAAUACCAGAUUCCCCCAAAUCUAAGAAGCAUAGAGAUAGGAAAGUGUAGAAGUUUGAAAUCAUUAGUAGAGAAAGACGAGGAUAGUUCUUCGUCUUCCUCUUCUUCUCAUAUUUCUCUUGAGCACUUGGCAAUAACGGAAUGUGAAUCUCUAAAGUCGUUAUCAUUGAGAGCCCAGUUGUUUCCCAGGGCGCUUAAACGCCUUCACAUAUCCGAUUGUGGAGAGCUGCAGUUAAUAACGUCCGAUGGGUUAGCCCACGACAACACUAAUUAUUGUCUUGAAUAUAUUAGCAUCGAUUCUUGCCCAAAUCUGAAAUCCUUACCGGAGGGCCUAUGCCACCUCACCAAUCUUCAAACCUUACAGAUUUAUGAUUGUGGGAGUCUGGUUUCCAUCCCGAGCCUGAGUGGUGAGGGUUUGUCUUCGCCAACAACAACAGCCGCCUCCAGCCUGAAAGAAAUCUACAUCGAAAAUUGCAACAAAUUGGAGAUGUUACCGGACAUGUGCAAUCUCAACUGUCUUCAGGAAUUGAAUAUUGAUUACGGUGAAGGUUUAAAUUUCACUUCCUUUCCCCCCAACCUAACAUCACUUACAAUUAGUGGAUUCAAGAAUUGUAAGCCGCUGUGGGAGUUGUUGCACAGGCUCACCUCUCUUACAGGCUUGUUCAUUAGUGGUGAAGACCCAAGUGUGGUGUCAUUUCCACCCGACAGUUACAGGGAGAUGGAGAUGGAGAUUCUUCUCCCCAAAUCUCUCACUGUUCUCUCAAUUGCUGGCUUCCCAAAUCUGAAGAAACUGAGCAGCAAGGGCUUUCAAUUCCUCACCUCUCUUCAAUCUCUUCAACUCUGUGAUUGUCCAAAGCUGGCAUCUAUUCCAGUGGAGGGGUUGCCUAUUUCACUGAGGGAACUUAAAAUCAUUAGGUGUCCUCUGCUAAAAGAUAAAUGCCAGCCUGGAAGUAAAGGACGAUACCUGCCCAAAAUAUCCCACAUCCCCCGCAUAAAGAUAUGGCCUUAGAAGACGGUUUGAAGAUGAUGAGAACCCACACCGACACAUGGACAUGGUCAACUCCGACUCUCACUCUCCCCAGGAAGUGCAUUUAAGCCAGAUUAGAUCAGCAAAUUCACAUCACUUCAAGAUGACCGUCUCCCAUCCUGACUGGGGAUUCCCCAACCUCCCACUGCGAUUUACUCUUUUUAAGGCCUCGAUAAAAUUGACCUAGUCCUCGCAUGAUGUCUGGUCCAGUGUGAGAGGGGUAAAAGAAGGGACUGCCUCUCUUGCUUCCGGAGCUGCAGGGUGAAGAGCUGUGAAAGGACCGGAUAGCAACAAGGUCAUUUCAUAUCGUGGUAACAUCAACUGAAGAUGGAACGCUUUCAAUAUUCAGAUGCUAUAUACAGCUUACGGAAGCCAAUGUUGUGUUGUGCCAGAAUAGUCUUCGAACUCCCAUCCCUUCAAGCUUCUCAAGAAACCACUGCAGGGGGAAUAGUAAACUCGUAUGGCUCACGCUCUUUUUCUCUCCAGAUGUUUUGCUUGCUCCUUGAUUCGAGUGUGACGC
Prunus dulcis (almond) is the source of this 2782-nucleotide messenger RNA. RefSeq names its product putative disease resistance protein At3g14460. The transcript is spliced from 3 exons. The record is from RefSeq and is a predicted model, not a curated record. NCBI's taxonomy places the organism in Eukaryota, Viridiplantae, Streptophyta, Magnoliopsida, Rosales, Rosaceae. Bases 10 to 2244 code for a protein of 744 amino acids.